Molecule: messenger RNA, 888 nt
Organism: Orycteropus afer afer
Lineage: Eukaryota; Metazoa; Chordata; Mammalia; Tubulidentata; Orycteropodidae
Product: sulfotransferase 1A1
Exons: 7
Coding region: 1-888 (295 amino acids)
Biological process (GO): sulfation
Cellular component (GO): cytoplasm
Molecular function (GO): sulfotransferase activity
Source: RefSeq, a predicted model, not a curated record
AUGGAGCUAAUCCAGGACACCUCCCGCCCACCCCUGGUGCACGUACAGGGGAUCCCACUCAUCAAGUACUUUGCAGAGGCCCUGGGGCCACUGGAGAACUUGCAAGUCUUGCCAGAUGACCUGCUUAUCAGUACCUACCCCAAAUCUGGCACCACCUGGGUGAGCGAGAUCCUGGACAUGAUCUACCAGAACGGCAAUCUGGAGAAGUGUCGCCGGGCCCCGAUCUUCAUCCGGGUGCCUUUCCUCGAGUUCAGGGUCCCAGGGUUUCCCUCAGGCAUGCAGACACUGGAGGAUACACCAGCCCCCCGGCUCCUCAAGACGCACUUGCCUCUGGCCCUGAUCCCCCAGACUCUGCUGGAUCACAAGGUCAAAGUGAUCUAUGUUGCUCGCAAUGCCAAGGAUGUGGCUGUCUCCUACUACCACUUCUACCAAAUGGCCAAAGUGCACCCUGAUCCUGGCACCUGGGACAGCUUCCUGGAAAAGUUCAUGGCUGGGCAAGUGUCCUAUGGGUCCUGGUACCAGCACGUGCAGGAGUGGUGGGAGCUGCAACACACCCACCCUGUUCUCUAUCUCUUCUAUGAGGACAUGAAGGAGGACCCCAAAAGGGAGAUUAGAAAGAUCUUGGAAUUUGUGGGGCGCUCGCUGCCUGAGAAGACCGUAGACCUGAUCGUCAAGCACACGUCUUUCAAGGCGAUGAAGGGGAACCCCAUGGCUAACUACAGCACUCUGCCCCCUGACAUCAUGGACCACAACAUUUCCGCCUUCAUGAGGAAAGGCAUCACGGGGGACUGGAAAAGCACCUUCACCGUGGCCCAGAACGAGCGCUUUGAUGCCCACUAUGCUGAGAAGAUGGCAGGCUCAAAGCUCAGCUUCCGUUUACAGCUGUGA